UCAUCAUCAUCCUCCUCAUCAUCAGCCUUACAUUUCUCCUUUAGCAAAUCUUCUUUCUGUGAUUUGAUCAACAGCUGCAGAUGAGAAGCAAAAAAACAAUCACCAAGCGGAGGCUCCGCUUUCAGUUCUUUCUCAACCAUGAACCAGAGCAAUUUGGGCCAGUCUAACUUUUCCAAAUGCUUUUGCUUUAUAUCCCUUGUCCAUUCAACAAUCUCUACAGGCAUAAUCCACAUAUCAUCUCUUUGCAGUAGAACACAAGUUGAAACAAUCUCAUCAAUAAACCUAACCGAUUCAUCGUUUUCCAGAAGUUCUCUCUCCUCCUCUGUAACAACAAAGUCUUUCUUCAUAGGCAACUUCAACGCUCGAGCCAAAUCGGGACGGCUGACGUUAAUCCUAGCCCCAUUUACAUAGCUGCAUCGACGCUCUGAAUUAUAAUACGCAACAAGGUUCGCUACUAGAUCCUCACGGAUAUUUUGAUCAAAAUCCAAAUGCACAAAAUCCCACAGACCUAACGUCUUCAAUAGCUUCUCAUGCCGAGCAAAAUCUAGGGUUUUACAUGGAGCGAAAGCUAUCGGCUUCAAAGUUUUCAAAAGUACCUCAAGUUUCUCUUUUGACUUCUCUAGCUGCUUUCGUUUCUUCUGAUUCCCUUUCUUCCGCUUUGGUCCACCUCCACGGCGGUAAUAAGAAGAGCUUACGGCUUGCGUCGUGUCCAUAUCGUCCUCUUCGUUCCUACUUUCCUCAAGCGAAGCUUCUAAUUGCUGAUCUCUACCGUCGGACUCCUCCAGAUCCUGCAAGUUCUGCGUUUCUUCGUCUUGUGUUGAUUCUAAAUUUAAGGCUUUUUCAGCGACAUUCUCCACGGAAAGACUUCCUUGCUCUACUACGCUCGGCUUCUCGAUUAAACUAGGGUUCUGCGAAAGAGUUUCUGCAUCUCGAUCGGUGGGAUCUGACGGCGGAGAAGAAGCCAUGGCUGAUCUUCUCCUCGGAAAAGCUAAACUGAAGAAAAUUAGACGGUCGCGAGACAAAAAGCCUUUCUGAAAGGAAAUUAACCAAUCACGAAGAGCCACGUCAAUAAUCCGAGCACUUAUUUUUCAUUGGCCAGUGCCCCAAGGCCCAAACACUCAUUUACCAUUAUUUCAUGGGCCAACAUAGAGGCCCAAUUUAGCGCUAAAAUCCAAGAAUUACAUGAUACACCCGAAUCUUUCUCUUUUUCACGAAACAUUCCAAAAUAUUCUCGAGUCUAUUCAGAUUCACUCUCUUGUCACUGUUAGAUCUUCCAGUUUCUCCGAUACCUUUAACGGUAACUUUCUGGUGCUCCACUGCAAAAUCAGCGGUUAUAAAAAAAAAACUCAAAACCUUCUUCUCAACACUCCUUUGCUUGAUCUUCUCCCUCUCUCGUUACUCUCUUCGGAAAUGAUAAUGUCUCUCCCUCAGUGUUCUCAUCUGCGUCUCUCUAUUCUCGCUGCGACGGCGGCGAUGUUAAUGGUGAUUACGACUGCGCAGAUCGGCGGUCAAGUGAUACAGGUGGAGUUAUGGUGUGUGGCGAAGAACAACGCGGAAGAUUCGUCGCUACAGACGGCGAUUGAGUGGGCUUGUGGUCAAGGCGGAGCCGAUUGUGGUCCGAUUCAGCAAGGUGGACCUUGUAACGACCCGACGGAUGUUCAGAAAAUGGCGUCGUUUGUUUUCAACAAUUAUUAUCUGAAGAACGGCGAGGAGGACGAAGCUUGCAAUUUCAACAAUAACGCUGCUCUUACUUCACUCAAUCCAAGUCAGGGAACUUGCAAAUAUCCUUCGAGUAAGGGAGCCAACAAUGGUCGAUUAGCGGAUGACACUUCAAUGGGUGCAGGACAAGCAGAUAUGAGCCGUGGUGGCAGACCGAUUUCCAGCAGUUGGAUGGUGACCUUCAUCGGUUUCGGUAGCUUAUUGACGAUGACAUGGAUAAUUCAUCAUCUUUAGGCUCACACGCAUGAUGCUCUCAUUGAUGAUAUGAGAGACGGAUACUAUUUUGAUCUCUCUUAGUUUACCUUUGAAGAUAAGCGUAAUAUCUAAUUCUUUUUUUGUCUGGCAUUUUGAUCUUUCUUUCUGUGAAUGAACUUAUAAGGAUGUAAUAUCAUCAACCAUAAUUGUUUAAUCGAUUCAAUGAUUGGUCUUUUAUCGUUAGAGAUUUCAUAUAUAGGUUCAAU
Molecule: messenger RNA, 2180 nt
Organism: Arabidopsis thaliana (thale cress)
Lineage: Eukaryota; Viridiplantae; Streptophyta; Magnoliopsida; Brassicales; Brassicaceae
Gene: PDCB5
Product: plasmodesmata callose-binding protein 5
Exons: 3
Coding region: 1183-1953 (256 amino acids)
Cellular component (GO): membrane; plasmodesma; plasma membrane
Source: RefSeq, marked reviewed